AUGGACUCCAAUCUCCUCAACCACGACGUUGUAACAGAAAUCCUCUCGCAUUGUCCAUUCACAUCCGUCUUGAGAUUCCGAAGCGUCUGCAAAUCAUGGCGCGAUCACAUCGAUUCUGAAGCCUUCAGAAAAUCGCACAUUCUCCACCAUGCCGACGACGACAGAGACGGAGAGACGCUACUCAUGCAGUUCAGUUUCCGAAAACACGGAGUUCCGGAACUGUCAGUGUUUACCGGCAAGCUGCACAGCAACUCCCUGCCACCUUCCCAGGAAAUCUCGGACUACCUCGCCGCGGACUCUACCUGUCACGCUCAAAUCGCCGGCCCUGCCAACGGCGUGAUCUGCGUCUACUACAGGGCCUCCGGCUCACCCGUUGCCGUAUGCAACCCUAGUUUAGGCCUCAUCGCCAUCUUGCCAAUGCCACCAAACCCUAGCUCAAAGUCCCUCGAACCAAAUCACCAUAAGGCGUUGUUUCGUGACUUCGGGAUUUGGUUCGAUGAGGUCGCACAAGAUUACAUGGUUGUGCAGCUGUUGUCGUGCCACAUAAACGGCCUCUACUUAAUAGGCUCACACUUGCACGCUUCGGUAUACUCAAGAGCCACGAAUUCUUGGAGGGAGCUGAGCAUUAUUGAUCUUGGCUUGUGUGAGUUCAGCCCUAUAAAUUCACGGUGCAAGAACAGCGCCUUCGCGCACUGGCUGGCGAAAGACAAUGAUAGAAUUGAGUUGAUCUUGUCGUUCGACUUCAGGAGCGAGGGCUUCCGUGUCCUGGAGAUACCGGAUUUGGAGGCUUCGAAGAUGUAUAGGGAUAGGAAGAUUUUUGCGGAGGGUGGUGACUCUUUUCUUGUGUUUUUUUCGGGUGACGGGAAAGGGCCUGAUUGGUUGAACAUAUUUUGGUUGUGGAUUGAAGGGAGCAUGCUGCAAUGGAAUCACAUGAAGAGGGUUGGAGUUGGACCAUUUGAUGGCCUUGUCAUACCCAAGGCUUUGUGUGAGAGGGGUUAUGUUGUUUUGCAGUCUAAGAAUAAUGGGUAUUUGCUAAUUUAUAAUUAUUGUGAUGAAAAAUAUGUUAGAUGUUUCGAGAUGAAUAGGGAUGUGCCAGAGAUUUUUGAGUAUAGGGGAAACUUUGUUUUGCCUUAG
This is a messenger RNA of Salvia hispanica, 1134 nucleotides long. Its product is annotated as F-box protein At1g11270-like. The record is from RefSeq and is a predicted model, not a curated record. NCBI's taxonomy places the organism in Eukaryota, Viridiplantae, Streptophyta, Magnoliopsida, Lamiales, Lamiaceae. Gene Ontology annotation, molecular function: protein binding.